GGCACCACCGUCUUAGUAGAACUGACUCCAGAUAUUCACAUUUGUGGACUAUGUAAGCAACAAUUCAACAAUCUGGAUGCAUUUGUCGCACACAAGAGAAGUGGCUGCCAGCUCUCCGGUACAGCAGCCGGCACCACCAGUACGGUGCAGUUUGUGUCGGAAGAAAUGGUACCGGCAACACAGACUCAAACUGCGACUAGAACAAUCACUUCAGAGACCCAAACCAUUACAGGUUGUCAGUUCAAGACAUCCUAUGGUAUGAAAGAUAUGGAGCGGCAUUUAAGAACACACACAGGUGACAAGCCCCAUAAAUGUGAAGUUUGCGGCAAAUGCUUCAGUCGCAAAGACAAGCUGACAAUGCACAUGCGAUCCCACACUGGUUUUAAACCUCACAAGUGUAAGCACUGUGACUACGCAGCCGCUGAGAGCAGCAGCCUGAACAAGCACCAGCGCAUACACUCGAACGAGCGCCCUUUCAAAUGCCAGAUUUGCCCUUAUGCUAGUCGCAAUUCCAGCCAGCUGACCGUGCAUCUGCGAUCCCACACAGGAGACGCUCCCUUCCAGUGCCGCCUGUGCAGCGCCAAGUUCAAAAUCAACUCUGACUUGAAGAGGCACAUGCGGGUGCACACCGGGGAGAAGCCCUACCAGUGCGAGUUCUGCGACGUGCGCUGCGCGAUGAAAGGCAACCUGAAGUCCCACGUCCGCGUCAAGCACAACGUGGAGAACACCUUCAAGUGCCUGGAGUGCGAGUUCCAGUGCGGGAACAAGACCAGCCUCCGGCAGCACCUGCGCACCCACCAGCCCGAGCAGCCGGUGAAAUGCGCCGAGUGCAGCUACUCCUGCCCCAACAAGGCCACCCUCAGGGUCCAUGAAAGGGUCCACCUCCAGGACCGCCCCUUCAAGUGCGAGUUCUGCAGCUUCGACACAAAGCAGCGCAGCAACCUCACCACCCACAUGAAGAAAGUGCACCGAGAAAAGGCCAAGAAGAGAACCGCAGAGAGGGCGGAAGGGGACGGGCCGAAGGACGGCGGCCCCAGGCAAGUGGCGAGGCUGGAAGCCAAGAAAGCGUUCAGGUGCGACCUCUGCGAGGCCUCGUUUGUCCGGGAAGAUUCUCUGAGGAGCCACAAGAGGCAGCACGUCGAAUACAAUGGGUCGCCAAACGCCGAGCUGGCUGUCCUGCAACUGCAGAUGGACCCAGGCCAGCCAGCCGGGGCUCCUAUUACAGUCAGUCAUCUCCAGGUGCCGCUGCGGGCGUCGGCCUACGGCGAAGGGCAGGUCAAGAUCAUUGUCGGGCAUCAGAUGCCCCCGGCUGGCAGCCUCAUUCAAGCGGCUUCGGUCAACAUCGUUCCUCCCGCCUUGAUAAGCCAGAGUCAGGAAGAUCUGCCCGGCAGCAGCCAGUUGCAAAUACUGCAGCAGGUGAGCUUGCUCCCCACGGGGUCUCAGGCAGAAAGCAUUUCGGUGGGCCAGCCGGCGGUUCUCCUGACGACCCACGAUCCAGCUGACGGAGGCGCAGCGCACCAGACCCUGAUUCCUGCCCUUCCAGUGGGCAGCCAGGAGGCCUCCGCUAGCCAGGCGUUCAUCAGCGGUGCGGGGAUCAGCUGCUCGGACUUGGAAGGGCUCAACGCGUUGAUUCAGGAAGGGGCAGGGGAAGUGACGGUGGUGAGUGACGAGGACCAGAACAUUGCCGUGACUUCGGCUCCGCCUGUCUUUUCCUCCCCGGCUCACCCGGACGUGGGGAAGCAAACCUACUCCAUCAUCCAGACCGGAGCCCAUGCGAGUUUGCUGUGCCCUGCCGACUCUAUACCUGAUUAG
Euleptes europaea (tarantolino) is the source of this 1812-nucleotide messenger RNA. RefSeq names its product ZFP64 zinc finger protein (gene ZFP64). Gene Ontology annotation, molecular function: RNA polymerase II cis-regulatory region sequence-specific DNA binding; DNA-binding transcription factor activity, RNA polymerase II-specific. The coding region runs from base 166 to 1812 and encodes 548 amino acids. Gene Ontology annotation, biological process: regulation of DNA-templated transcription. NCBI's taxonomy places the organism in Eukaryota, Metazoa, Chordata, Lepidosauria, Squamata, Sphaerodactylidae. The record is from RefSeq and is a predicted model, not a curated record. The transcript has 4 exons.